Messenger RNA from Symbiodinium sp. CCMP2592, 843 nucleotides. The record is from the annotation of a GenBank genome assembly. Lineage: Eukaryota; Dinophyceae; Suessiales; Symbiodiniaceae.
AUGGAUACUGGUGUUGGUGAACCGGGAUGGAUAGUUGUCUUGGACACACUGUGUUCUGCAGUGUUUCUGAUGGAGGUCAUUGCCAAGCUUUAUGUUCUGAAACCACGACAAUACUUUUGCGGGCCUGCGGGAGCGUGGAAUGUUUUUGAUGUGGUACUGACUGGCGCAGCAGUUCUGGAAACCGUGCUCAGCUUUGCUGCAGGCAAUGGAGGCUCCCAGAGUCGGGUUGCUAUGAUGCUUCGAGGACUUCGCAUCGCAAGGCUGGCUCGCGUGGCCAAGCUCAUGCGAAUGCCAUUACUGCAAAAAGUGGCCACCAUUGUCACAGGCUUCUUCAUCAACCUGCGGCCGCUCUUCUGGGUCUGGCUCACCCUCUUCAUGGUGGUGUACUUCUUGGCAGUACUGCUCCGUGCAACGCUCGAAGCCUUUAGAGCGGCUCGCUCCUGUGGUGACGACGGCGUGGGAUCGGAAGAGUGCGAAAGCCUCGUGAUGGUCUUCAGCGAUGGAUUCGGAAUGGGCUUUGAUCUCGUAUAUGCCUUUGCCAUGGUGGUAGCACUGGCAGAGGAGCUUUUCGUGACAGAGGAAGAAUUCCUACGCCUGAUUCGGAAGACCGAAGUCCAGCAAUUGCUUUGCGACAUGGACAUAAAUGUAGAGCCCCGUGAGGGCAUUUUGGCCGCCUUCGUGACUGAGGAGGACGGAUCUGUCUCUAUGUCAGAGAUCGUCUCUGGUCUGAUGCGAUUUCGGGGUGACCUCCACAAGAUCGAUCUGGCCAUUGCUCGCUCUGAGCUGGAGAACUUGCAGCGGCAGGUCGCAAAGGUGAUGCAGCACAUUGAAAACCAUGCUUAA